AGGGGCGGCGGCGGCGGGCGCGGAGCCGCGGACGGGCGCUGCCGGCGGGAGCGGCUGCAGUUACGAAGAUGAAGGUGCUGCUGUGCCCUGUUGCUCUCCUCUUCCUAAUGGCUGCUUUCAGUCUGGAGCUGUGUCAUGGUGCCAAGGUGCUGAUCAUGCCUACCAUAGUCUUUGACAGCCACUUGAGAGUCUUCAUGAGAGUGGCAGAGGCACUGACUGACCAGGGCCAUGACCCUGUGCUACUUCUUCAUGAGGGUCGGGAUGUGGAAACCUACCUGCCAGGCUUCCGCAUACAGAGGUACUGGGGCAUCUUCAGCAUGGAGAAUGCAGAUGCCUGGGUGCAGGAGAAGAUAAAGCGUGUCUUCCAAGGGAAGAUGACCUCUCUGGAGGUGUUCUCCUUUCUGGAGAAGUACCUGGAAAACUGUGACCUGGUUCUGGGAAAUUCUUCCCUUCUUCAGAAACUCCAGCAUGAGCACUUUGACCUGUUGUUGGUGGACCCCAAUGAGAUGUGUGGCUUUAUCCUGGCCCACCUCCUCCGUGUCAAAUAUGCUGUGAUCUCCACUGGUUUCUGGUUCCCAGCAGAGAUUGGUGCCACUUCCCCCAUUGCCUACGUCCCAGAGUUCAACUCCCUGAUGACAGACAAGAUGGCCUUCUUUGGCAGGACUUGGAAUCUUAUGGUCUACAUGAUCACUCGCGUGGCUACAAAGCUGGUCAUCCUGCCUAAGUUUGAACGCCUUAUGGAAAAACACAAGGUGGAGCCCAAGACAUCCAUGUUGGACCUUGUCCAUGGAACCAGCCUCUUCUUCCUCUGUAAUGAUGUGGUGCUGGACUUUCCCCGGCCAACGCUUCCCCAUAUCAUUUUCACAGGAGGGAUCCUUGCAGAGCCUGCAAAGCCCCUUCCAGUGGGUCUGCGUCUCUGGGUGGAAGCAGCAGAUGCAGGUGUUGUUGUUGUCUCCUUUGGCAUUGGGAUCCGAGCUCUCCCGAGUGACUUGGUGGAGAAGAUGGCUGGCGCGUUUGCUCGCCUACCACAGAGGGUCGUGUGGAGAUACUUUGGACAGAAGCCAAACAAACUGGGCGAGAAUACGCUGAUGAUGGAGUGGUUGCCCCAGAACGACCUGCUAGGCCAUCCCAACAUAAAAGCUUUUGUCAGCCACUGCGGGAUGAAUGGCAUAUUUGAGGCAAUUUAUCAUGGUGUACCCGUGGUGGGAUUUCCUUUCUACGGGGACCAGUUUGACAUCAUGACCAGAGUGCAGGCGAAGGGCAUGGGUAUCCUCAUGGACUGGAACAGAGUAAGAGAAGAGGAUCUUUACCAGGCUAUCGUCACUGUUAUCUCUGAUCCCAGCUACAGAAAAGCAGCCAAGUUCAUUUCAGCUCUGCACCUCGACACACCAAUGCACGCUCUUAAUCGGACAGUGUACUGGCUGGAGUACCUCCUUCGUCACGAUGGGGCGCCGUAUCUUCGGCCUGCUGUCUACGAUCUGUCGUUAUAUGAGUACUUCUGCCUGGACAUCUUGGCCCUUCUCUUAUUAUGUUUGGCUGGCAUUGGCUUCAUCCUCUACAAAGCUGUGGUGUGGUGCAGAAGGAAGGGGGCCAGCCCUGUGUAUCAGAAUGGCAACUGCAUGAAAGGGCACUUCACAGAAGAGAAGAAAUUGCAAUAG
Rhea pennata is the source of this 1658-nucleotide messenger RNA. Its product is annotated as 2-hydroxyacylsphingosine 1-beta-galactosyltransferase-like. Gene Ontology annotation, biological process: galactosylceramide biosynthetic process. The record is from RefSeq and is a predicted model, not a curated record. Gene Ontology annotation, cellular component: endoplasmic reticulum. The transcript is spliced from 6 exons. Gene Ontology annotation, molecular function: N-acylsphingosine galactosyltransferase activity. The coding region runs from base 69 to 1658 and encodes 529 amino acids. NCBI's taxonomy places the organism in Eukaryota, Metazoa, Chordata, Aves, Rheiformes, Rheidae.